Vigna unguiculata (cowpea) is the source of this 1025-nucleotide messenger RNA. It is a transcript of the gene MSRB1, whose product is annotated as methionine sulfoxide reductase B 1. The record is from RefSeq and is a predicted model, not a curated record. NCBI's taxonomy places the organism in Eukaryota, Viridiplantae, Streptophyta, Magnoliopsida, Fabales, Fabaceae. Gene Ontology annotation, biological process: protein repair; response to oxidative stress. Gene Ontology annotation, cellular component: cytoplasm. Gene Ontology annotation, molecular function: peptide-methionine (R)-S-oxide reductase activity.
CGGACAAAAUAAACUCUUACGAAAUUGAGGCAUCAAAUUCCAUAGAUUCAAUGUUUAGUAACGUGGCACCAAAUCGAACCACUAACAGUACCAUGAUGUUAUGUAUUUGUUUAAGGAGGGUCAUUAACUCGGUGUGUUGGAGUGGUUUAUGAAUGAUGGCUUCUCAAAGUUUGAGUUUACCAACAACACACAUUACUUGCAAUCGGAUAAUUCAGAAGCUCGAUUCCAAGGUUUUGUUGUGGCCUUCACCUGUUCAUACCAAACCCACAAGAAUUUCUUCCUCGAUUCGGGCAAUGGGUUCUUCUGCUUCUUCCCAGUCACAGCACGCAGACAACAUUCAAUCUGAAGCAGGAACUGGCACUAUUGACUAUAAAUCUUUGAGUGAUGAAGAGUGGAAGAAGCGGCUCACAAAAGACCAAUUCUAUAUUACUCGUCAGAAGGGAACUGAAAGAGCCUUCACUGGGGAGUACUGGAAUACUAAAACCUCAGGGAUUUACCACUGCAUAUGUUGUGACACACCAUUAUUCGAAUCAUCUACUAAGUUUAAUAGUGGAACUGGGUGGCCAUCCUAUUACGAGCCUCUGGGCAACAAUGUGAAAUCAAAAUUGGAUUUGUCAAUUAUUUUCAUGCCUCGCCAGGAGGUUCUUUGUGCUACUUGUGAUGCGCAUCUUGGACAUGUGUUUGAUGAUGGUCCUCCUCCCACAGGAAAACGUUACUGUAUCAACAGUGCCGCCCUUAAGUUCAAACCAAGGGAGUAGAUAGUGAAACUGCCAUUCAGAAGAUGCAAUAAUGUAAGAGAUUGUGACUGUUGAGAAAUUGUAAAUGAUCUAUAUCUCAUAUUUUGUGCUCUUGUUCUUACUUAGGGAGGGCAAUGAAAAUUGUCCUGCACUUGUGAUGUAUAAAACACAGUAUUUAGAAUGUAGAAGCACGAUUACUAUAGUGAAGACUCAAAUUCUCAUACUAAUGAACUUCUUGAAGUGUCAGCAUGAACUUACCAUUGUUUUCUGACACUGUUAUAGUUUUUA